GCGUGAUGUAGCCGCUUUGCAAGAUUGUACUUCGAAGGCGAAGAUCUAUUGCAGCGAUUUCACUGAGUGCCCUCAACAAGACGAAGAGAGAGGUAACCGAGUUAGACACAUUUUGCAAGUGGACCCUCUGUUUUUCGUUGGGUCCAUUUGCUUCGAUAUCUAUCCUUCAGUGCGAACGAAGCACAGGACAUGAGUGUUCACUGAAGGUUCUUGGCCAUUUGUGGCUCAAGGGCACCUCCAAGCGGGGGGGGAUGUGGCAGUCACAGUGACCCUGCAGAGGCCCUCUGAACCGCGCAGAUCGGUCAGUGGAGAGGGCGAGGUGCAUUUUGAAUGUGUAGACACUUUCACAAGGUGUGCUUUCGGCACAAUGGUUCACGGUCAACUUCCGCAGGGAUGUGGCCUGGUGAAUGCGAAGUUAGACGAGUUCUUCUGGGAAUGGCUGAUGCAACCAGAAUCGGUGCAACUGAUUCGGCAGAUCAUCCACAAUGCUGAAGAUCCUACCGCAGAGGUGCCGGCUGUGAGCGCGAGCCCGCACCAGUUGCACUUACGUGGAACUCCCAGUGGAGGAAGGCCUUCGCCGCCUGGGUCGCCUCACCGAACGAACGUGGGCUUCAGCCGAGAAGAUGUGGAGCAAAUCGCUUUGCCUGGAUCUCCGCAUAGCCCUCCGACUGGCCCGGCACCAACACCUCCACCGCCCAAGGAGCUGGACAUGCCGUCUCCUCCGCCAGAGCGGCCGGUGAGCCCCGGGUCCGGGCCCACCGGCGUGGGGAAUUCCAUGCUGGCCACCAAGUCUCAGACCAUUCCUCGAUUCUGGUGGCCUAAGCGAGAUCAGAUUUCCGAUCUGGGCCAAGAACACAAAGACCAGAUCCACAGCAUUUUCGUCAAGCAGGGGAUCACCGAUGGGAUAAAGACCUGGGAGCAGUGUGAGCCCAUCGUCACUGAAGUCUUCAAACUGUCGAAGUAUUUUGCUGCGCCAAUUUUCCACAAGAUGAAGGUCUUCUAUGACAUCAUUGACCGCUCGUCGAUCUCCAAGCGUGACGCCAUGAUGGCCCCAACUCCGGUGCCCAUCACGGAGAUGAUGGUGAUCGGCUGGGCCAGCCGGAAGAUUCAACCGGAAGACCCCACACUGAGCUUCUACUCGGUGGUCAAGAAGGAUCACAAUGAUUGGAUAGAGAAGGAGGAUUUUGACAUCUUCCUGCAUGCCAUUCUGAUGACCCACCCCGGGCUAGACUUUCUGCUGGAAACGCAGGAGUUCCAAGACAGGUACUCUGACACAGUGACCAGCCGUAUCUUCUACAUUUAUGAUCGAAAAGAUACAGGCCGAAUUCAUUUGCAGAACCUGCGGCGAUACCAGCCGUCCAUAGUCGACACAUGGAAGCAGUUGGAGGAGUUCGACGACAUGAAGAUGAUCCGUGACUACUUCAGCUAUGAGCACUUCUAUGUGAUCUAUUGUACUUUUUGGGAGUUAGACUCGGACCACGACUUCUUGCUUGACAAAGAUGACCUGCUGAAGUAUGAUGGGCACGCACUCUCCAGAAGGACGGUGGACCGCAUCUUCAGCGAGGUCACGUGGAAGUUCACCUCUGCCGUCCCUGGCAAGAUGGGAUAUGAGGACUUUAUUCAUUUUCUACUCAAUGACCAAGAUCAAAUCACGGACAGAUCCAUCGAGUUCUGGUUCAACAUCUUUGAUCUUGAUGCUGACGGAGUCGUCAGAGAUCAUGAGUUGAAGUACUUUUAUGAAGAGCAGGUUCAGCGAAUGGAGUGCUUGAACUACGAGACCAUUGCUUUUCAUGAUGUCUUGUGCCAGCUCCAUGAUAUGAUUGGCCCCCGAGUCACCGGCGAGUUCCGGCUGGCCGACUUCAAGCGGAAGAGAAAGUUUGCAGGUUCAUUCUUCUCCAUUUUUACGUCCUUGAACAAGUUCAUGGCGUUCGAAAAUAGAGAUCCUUUCCAGGCCAAGCAGGAGCAGAUGGAGAACCCCAACUGCACUGCAUGGCACAGAUGGUGUGCCGACCAAUACCUGAGGCUGGCGAUGGAAGAGGGCGAAGAUAUGGAUGAAGGAGCUGAUGGAUAGCAAGGGUGGCCGUGCGGCCGUGCGGGCACCGUCCAAGCAGCCAAAGCAUUGGCAGAAAGCCAGGCUGCGGAGGUAGCAGAAAGAUGCGCUGCACAUGGGUGGUGCUUCGAUCAAGAUCAUUUUUUU
Molecule: messenger RNA, 2197 nt
Organism: Durusdinium trenchii
Lineage: Eukaryota; Dinophyceae; Suessiales; Symbiodiniaceae
Source: the annotation of a GenBank genome assembly